UUUUUUAUGAAGAAGAAUCAUUGCGGUUCAAGCAGCUGAUUAUCCAAACAAGUCAUGGCGGAGCUAGGCGCAGAAGGAUCCGCAAAACCUCUACUGACCGCGGCGGAGAAACAACUCCUCCGCCGACGACAGGAGCUCGACUACUGGAAGCAAAACGCAUCGCGGAUCCGCAGCCGGAACCUGGUGACCGGCCUGGCUAUCGGAGCGUUUGUGGUCGGCUUGUUCAGCUACACCAUCCUGUCCGUCAAACAGGAGAGAAUCAUGGACGAGCUGGACGAAGAAGCCAAGGUCCACAUCAUCAGAGGGCCGCGGACCGGCGCCAACUCCUGAUUGCACCGACCAUGAACCGUCCUGGACUUACCGUAGAGUUAGAUGCAUAGACUGUAUGGUGACAUCGCACUGGCAUGUGAUGAGGCACGUCUGCUGAGCUUCUCAUACUAAAGACACAUUUCCAUUUGAUUUCAACUUGAUUUUUGUUGUUGUUGUUGGGGGAUUUCCAUUUGGAAACAGCUGUGGAUAGUGGGGCUGGGACGAUAUGCGUUUGUCCUGAUUCCAUUCUUUCACGAUACAUGGGUGAAGAUUUGACUUGUAUUGCAAUUUUCAUGUGUUGCGAUUCAAUAGUAUUGGGUGUUGCGAUUUUCUUUCCCAAAACAAAAGUUGAAUAAUACACCUCUAGAGACAACAUAUCAUGACACAUGCUGUAAUUGUUUUCUAAGAAGAAUGCACGUCACUUGUCAGUCAGUUUGACAUUUAUUUUAUUUAAAAAGAAGAGCAUAACAUGGAUUCUCUGCGUUUUCUGCUUUCCAUCAGUUCCACUGGAAAUGGAUAUGAUGUAGUCGCCGUCGGCGGUACCAUAUAAACAGAAAAUACUUAGGUGAAUCAUUGGUAAAAAAGAUAGAUAGAUAGAUAGAUAGAUAGAUAGAUAGAUAGAUAGAUAGAUAGAUAGAUAGAUAGAUUGAUUGUGGUGAAAAGAAUGGAUUUAAAAAAUCGUCACGAAAAAAAAUCACGAUACAUAUGAUUUUUGAUUCCCCCCCCCCAGUGGAUAGUAUCUGAUACCACCUCGUUCGACGUUCCGAGCAAGCAGAGCCGAUACUAGAAGGAGUUGAAACACUGCUUGACCAUUGAUUGGUCAAAGAGACACGGGACAUCCUGCACAAACCCCGCCAUUUUUAAAUAGCCAGGCUAACAUCAGUAGCGACCACAAUUUCUUGAGUAACUCGGGCCAAAAAAAAAAAGACAGCCUGCAAAACAAGCCGGGGUCAAUUGACAAAGUGCAGACGUUCCUCUGUUUGGUUUCCGAUGAAAGGAUCCAGGAUCUCAAAGAAAACCAAAUUUGAGAAAAACACCUGGUACCAAAAUUGAGCCGGGUCGAGCUGAACCGUGCUGUAGAAUCGAGGCAUUACAUACAACCUGCCACUCCAGUUUAUAUAAGGGAAUUACAAAUGUUUUCAUUGCUUCUUUUGUUGUUCUGAACUAUUUUCUGGAUUAAUUUACUUACUUUGAAUAAAGUGUAGCCUCGA
This is a messenger RNA of Perca fluviatilis (European perch), 1520 nucleotides long. Its product is annotated as cytochrome c oxidase assembly factor 3 homolog, mitochondrial. The record is from RefSeq and is a predicted model, not a curated record. The transcript is spliced from 2 exons. Gene Ontology annotation, biological process: mitochondrial respiratory chain complex IV assembly. Bases 55 to 330 code for a protein of 91 amino acids. NCBI's taxonomy places the organism in Eukaryota, Metazoa, Chordata, Actinopteri, Perciformes, Percidae. Gene Ontology annotation, cellular component: mitochondrial inner membrane.